AUCAUUCCCUCGAUCUCGGCUCUCGCAGUCACGUGCCACACCUCUGCCUACACAGACCCCAUAAUUAUUAUUUAGAUAUCUGUUAACGUCAAAGGAGUUAAACCUUCACAGCAUGCUGGGGUUGGUGCUGUGGAUGGUGUUUGUGGGUUGCGUAGUGUGGGCGUGUGUGGGCAGUGCAGUGUGCAUGUGUGUGGGCAGCGUGGUGUGCACAGGUGUGGGCGUGUGGGUGGCGUGGUGGAUGCUCCUUAAACCCACACCACCGCCCACACAAGCUAUUCUACCUUACACGCGGAAAUCGCUCUUCUACCCGCUUAAGGUCAUCAUCUUCUAUUGUUUCGUCAAGCUCAGGAAGAAAAGUGGAAGAUUUAGUAAGGGAGCGGGCUAUGGGUCGAGGUCUUACAGCAGAGUAGAGAUGAUGGAGAGGCCUCAGCCCCUCCACCCAAACCCCAAGGCCAUAGACGCUGUAUUCUUCUCUGGAGCAGCUCAUGGCUGGGGCAUCAUCGUGGCCAUGGAGAGACGGCCCGCCAGGCUCGCAUCUGCCCUCAUCUACCUCAAGGUCCCUGGCAGAGGCCUUCUGGUGAGCCCCAAACACCCUGACACAAUUACCUUUAGGGACGAGAAAGACGAAGAUAAGUUUGCUACAGGUAACAUUACCAUAAUGCCAGAGUCACCCAUGAAAGUCUGGAGACUCAAGUUCUCUGGUAAAUUAAGACCACACGACCAACCUGAGGGUGACUCUGUUGAUGUUAAGGUGGACCUUCUGUGGACUUCUAACCUCCCUCACUUUGAUUUUGACACUGACAUGGAUAUAUUAACUACUGCCAAAGCUUUUGCCAAUGAAGCCUGGAGCAAGGAGUACUUCACGUUUCUUAGAAAGCACCACCAGACACACUACGAGCAGAUGGGCCAACUUGAAGGCUCCGUGUCCAUUGAUGGAGCCUCGUCUAGUCUGCUGCUCCCGUCCUUCAGAGACCACUCUUAUGGCAAGAUGCGGGAGUGGCGUCUGAUGCAUCGCUACGUGUUCCACCAUAUCUUCCUCCAGGAUGGUUCCAAGGGUGUCGUUGGUGUCGUCUGUCAGCCAUCCACCUGCUCCAGGCUAAUACUAGGCCACUGGUGGACAGUGCUUGGUGAGGGAGCUGCCGUCACCAGUAUGGAUCUCCAGCUGCACCAACAUGGUGAGAGAGGCACACCACCCACCGAUUAUGCCUUCUGCUUUACUGCUGGCGGAGUGGAGUACCUUGUGGAGGCCCAGGUGGAGGUGUCGGCCCAACACUACCUAGGCUGGGACUGGGAGGCCCGCAUGCUGGAGACGUGGGUUACGUAUCGGGUUAAUGGCGUUGAGGGGUCUGGGAUCUGUGAAUGGAACUAUUGUCAUGGCGGUGGUCGACCUGACGCCCUCAACAGCGCUGACCCAGAGUGGGCAAUCAAGUAUCGUCCUCGGUACCUGGCUGCCUAGUCAUGGCGGAAUGCAUGUUGAUGCUGUAGUAGGAAGAGAAGCUCCCUCACUAUACCAUGUCAUGUUGGGCCUGGAGUCAGGUACUGGAACCGGUUAGGUUAAUUAACGUCAUGCGUAUUUGAGCGGGUGGCUUGCGUAGUUAGCGUUCCAGGUAUCACCACAAGCAGGUUAAGGUAAGGCUUGUGUAUGUUCCGCUUUAGUGUAUUAUACUCACCAUAAUUAGUGUAUCUUCACUAUUAUUCACGUUUAGUCAAUAUUAGUGGUGAAUAGGCACCGUUGUAUUAUAUCACUUGUAAAUAUUAAUAAUAUUACCAAGUCAUCAGCAAAUGUUGUUCACACAAACAAUAAAACCUAUCAAUAGA
Procambarus clarkii (red swamp crayfish) is the source of this 1818-nucleotide messenger RNA. RefSeq lists its product as uncharacterized. The record is from RefSeq and is a predicted model, not a curated record. NCBI's taxonomy places the organism in Eukaryota, Metazoa, Arthropoda, Malacostraca, Decapoda, Cambaridae.